Molecule: messenger RNA, 1182 nt
Organism: Mercurialis annua (annual mercury)
Lineage: Eukaryota; Viridiplantae; Streptophyta; Magnoliopsida; Malpighiales; Euphorbiaceae
Exons: 1
Coding region: 1-1182 (393 amino acids)
Source: RefSeq, a predicted model, not a curated record
AUGAAGAAGCAUAUAGAGAAUGACUAUGUCAUUAGGUUUCUAAAAGGGCUGAAUGAGAAUUUUGGAACAAUAAAAUCUCAGAUAUUGUUGAUGGAUCCUCUUCCUCCAGUCAACAAAGUUUUCUCUCUGGCAGUUCAACAUGAAAGACAAUCAAAUGUUGCUGUUCUUAUUAACAUUGAACCUAAUGUCUUCUAUGCUAAGGCAUCUACAGGAAAUGGGAUUUUGCCAAAUCCAUAUGUUGGAAAUGCAGGACACAAUGCUGGUAAUGUUGGUAAUGCAGGAUCUUCAAAUUCUGGAUACAUGAAGAAAAGUUUUAAUACUGGUCAAAAGAAGUACUACAAUCAAAGUGGUAUGAAGUGUACUUAUUGUGGAUUAACCAAUCACACAAUUGAUAAGUGCUACAGAAAACAUGGAUAUCCACCAGGCUUUCAAUCAAAGUCAAAGCAGGCCAUGAGUUAUGCUAAUCAAGUUGAAUCUGUUACUUCUGAAAAUACAGAUAAUAUGAAUGCAGGCAUGCAUAAUUUGACAGUUGAUGAUAAUGCAAUGAUCCAGAUAACACCUGCAGAAUAUGAAAGUUUGAAACAACAAGCUCAAAAUUUCAUUUCCAGCAAUCAACCUCAGUCUCAUCACCUCAACACAAUUUCUACUUCUUUCAAGCCUAUUCCAGAUGAAACAGGUAAAUUAAGAUUAAUAUGUUCUGUCUAUACUCAUUUGCAUAAAAACACAUGGAUUGUUGAUUCAGGAGCAACAGAUAAUAUCAUUUGCUCUCUAUCUAGUUUUCAUACAUAUAAAAAGGUUUCAAAUGUGUUUGUGCAUUUACCAAAUGGUCAAAAAAUUCAAGUUGAACAUAUAGGAACAAUUUAUCUUUCAAAGACCUUUGUUCUUUCUAAUGCCUUACAUAUUCCAAACUUCUCCUUCAAUCUUAUCUCAACAAGUCAAUUGACAAAUACCAAAAGACACUAUGUUCUCUUAUAUUACAAUCACUGCUUUAUCCAGGAUCUUCAAACAUCGAAGAUAAUUGGUUUAGCUAAGAAGGUUGAUGGUCUUUAUCACUUGGUUCAACCCCAAAUUACUGCUGAUGAUUCUUCUGUGAAGAUAGCAGCUUCUACUUUCAAUCUGCCAGUUGGUAAUUCUCAACUUUGGCACUAUAGACUUGGACAUUUAUCAACUCCAAGAUUAUAG